GGUUGGUGCAUGUGCUGAUAUCAGCGGAAGCGGAAACCGCUGCUUCGUGUCUGCUCGAAGGUUCCUGAAUAUCUCUGCUGUAAGGACCUGGUUCCUGAAUCUCUGAUACAAACCGGUACAGUCAGGAGACAGAGAGAACCACAGGAUGAAAGGUCACUGAUCCACAACCUUCACGCAAGCUUUUUAAACUAAUACUUCAACAAACGAGGCAAAGUUCAAUCAAGACUGUGGUGGUUGCAUACCCCACCUUUGCUGGACAACAUGACAUCUUCAAUGCUUCGAAGACAGCUGAAGAACCUGGUCCAGAAUUACUCUGAGGCUGAGGUCAAGGUUAGAGAAGCGACAUCCAACGAUCCAUGGGGUCCAUCUAGCUCUCAGAUGGCUGACAUCUCUGAUCUUACCUACAACGCCGUGGCUUGCAGUGAGAUUAUGACAAUGCUCUGGAAACGCCUGAAGGACGACAAGAACUGGAGACAUAUCCACAAGUCUCUGACUCUAUUGGAAUACCUCCUGAAGACCGGUGAUGAUCGUGUGCUGCUUAAAAUGAAAGAAAACAUCUACAUCGUCAAAGCUCUCACAGAGUAUCGCUUUGUGGAAAAGGAUGGCAAAGAUCAGGGAGUGAAUGUAAGAGAGAAGGCGAAGGUUGUUCUUGUUCUUAUGGAGGAUGAUGAAAAACUGAAGGCAGAGAGAGAGUUUGCUGUGAGGACCAGAGAAAAGACAUCCAAAGGUUCUGCUGCAUCAUCCACAGACAAUAUCAAGGAUCCAAACUACAAACCCAUUUAUGUUGCUGGAGCUUCAGGGCUUCCUUGCUUGGACAACCUUCCAUCUGUGGCUGACUUGACCGCUUCUUUUGCUGCUCGCAAAGAGGAGCGACUUCGACAAGAAGCAGAGAAGAAAGAUGCUGUGAGACGGGCCAAGAUGAGCGAAGAUGAGCUUAAAUGGGAGGAUGCAGGAAAAGCUGAUAACACAAAAAGUGAUGCAUGGGCUGGAGAGAAAGAGGAGGAGGAAGUAAAAACAGAUCCAUGGGGAGCUCCCAAAGAACCUAGUACUGAUCCAUGGGGUGUUGCCAAAACUGAAGAUCCAUUCGUGGCAGAAAAAACUGAUGAGGAUCCAUUCACGGCACCAAAAGACAAACCUGAUCCCUUCAACGCACCCAAAGACACAGAAGAUCCAUUUACUGCUCCAAAGGAUAAACCAGAUCCCUUCAGUUCUUCCAACGGGGAUCCAUUUGUUGCUCCAAAAGAUGACCCAUUUAAUGCUCCAAAGGACGACCCAUUUAAUGCUCCAAAGGACGAUCCGUUUCAUGCUCCAAAGGACGAUCCGUUUGUUGCUCUAAAGGACGAUCCGUUUGUUGCUCCAAAGGACGAUCCGUUUCAUGCUCCCAAGGAUGAUCCGUUUCAUGCUCCAAAGGACGAUCCGUUUCAUGUUCCAAAGGACGAUCUGUUUGUUGCUCCAAAGGACGAUCCGUUUGUUGCUCCAAAGGACGAUCCGUUUGUUGCUCCAAAGGACGAUCCGUUUGUUGCUCCAAAGGACGAUCCGUUUGUUGCUCCAAAGGACGAUCUGUUUAGUGCUCCAAAAGAUGAUCCAUUUAAACCCCCCAAGGGUGAUCCAUUUAGUGCUCCACAAAAUGAUCCAUUCAGUGCUCCAAAGGACGAUCAAUUUAGUGCUUCCAAAGAAACUUCGAAAGAGGAUCCGUUUAAUGCUCCUAAGGAUGAUCUAUUUGGUGCUCCCAAGAAUGAUCCGUUUGAAGCUUCAAAAGACCAUCCAUUUACACUGAAAGAUGAUCCUUUCAGUGUCCCAGCAAAUGAUCCUUUCACUGCUCCUGUAUCAACACCUCCUAAAGAAGAACCAUUAGCAGAACCAACAUUACCUAAAGCUGACUCAUUUACUGGUCCCACAACGCCACCUAAAGCGGCAUUUUCAUCACCAACCGAACCUGCUCAAAACUAUCAUUUUGCUGCACCAACAACACCAACUAAGGAGGAUCCUUUUUCUACAACGUCAAAAGCUACAAAAGAAGACCCCUUUGAUGCACCAACAACACCGUCAACAGAGGACCCAUUUACAGUGCCCUAUAGUCCACCAACAGAGGCUUCUUCAGAUCCCUUUAGAGCCCCUACAGUAGGCUCACCCCAAGAAACUGCAGGUCAUGCCAGUUCUCCACCUGCCAAAGGCUCUGAUGCUUGGGGGGCACCAUGUGCCUCAAAGGAAACAAAGGGUGGUGAUCCCUGGGGGGACGGCUCAUUACCACUUGAUGAUUCUGACCCAUUUGGAGAUGCAUCCAAACCAGAUGAUGACCCAUGGGGAGCCCCGGCUUCUGUUCCAGUGGCAUCAGAUGAUGCAUGGGGUACAUCUGCUCCUCCCUCAGACUCCUCCCAAUCCGGCGACCCGUUUGGAGACGGUUCAUCUAAAGUCAACGAUCCUUGGGGUGCACCAAGCAAUGCAAGUGGCAAUUCUGCAGGAAAGCAUACAGCAAAGGAAGAGGAGAUUCGUAGAAAGACUGCUUCAUUUUUGGGCCCUACGGGGGCGUCACUGGUUGACUUGGACAAUCUGUUUGCCCCAAACCCCAAAGCCAAACAGCCCCUCGUCAACAUGCUCGCCGCCCAAACACAAUCCAUCGGCACAUUCAAAGGCCCGAUAUCUGGUCCUUCAGCCAGAUCAGGGGCUUUCGCUGAAACUUUAGCCCCAAAUUAUAAUCCUUUUGGUUCCAGCCUAGCACCCACUCAUGGUGCUAUUCAUUCUUCUUUUGGGGCUGCCAGUCCUUCUGCUGAAACUCUCCAGUUUAAGGAACCGUUACAUGCUCUGGGAACGCCUCAUUCUUCUGCCCAUGUUCUUCAUGCAGCUCAGGAUGCUCCAGCUUUUGGAAUAGCAACACCUGUGACACAAUGGGGAGUUGGAAUGUUGCAUUUUGAAUAUACUGUAGGGAAUAUUUUGGGAACAGGAGAUGCUCCACCUAGUUUUUUUGGAGUUCACUCAGCAGAUGUAAAUCCAUUUAUAAGUGUUUCCCCACAGACAAAAAGUGAAGACACCAUAAGCAGUGAACCAAAUGAGAUGAUGAACAACAAUAACAAUCCAUUCCUGUUUUAACAGUUUAACACCUCCGAUUGAGUCAAGCUGAAUAUUUAUUAAAGAUCAAUAAAAAGUAACCGUGAUUUUCUUUCCCAAUAAUUGGCCCCUGACUUUUGUUUAAAAGGUUGUGAAAUUAAGCUUGGUAAAAUGUAAGAAACGUUGACCUUGUAGAGCUUUUCUAUUUCAGGACCAUUUACAAAUUGUUUCCACUUAUAUGGCCGUAAAUGACCUAAAUGUUGCCAUGGUGUAUUCUUAUAAAAUAGUAAAUGAUUCUUGAUUAAAACAGUCCUUUUGUAUUCCAUCUGUUCCUCAUAAUGUCCAAAUAAAAAACAUGUCAGCAGGUAAUGUGUGCAAACUGUCAUACAAUAGAAGCAUUCACCAGAAUAAACCAUUAAAUCAGUCUGGGAAAGAAAACCUUUGAGUGUCUUUAGGGAAACACUAAAGAGUAACUGUGUAUCUGUGUGAUUCUUUUGUUAAGAGAAAUGUGCAUGUGCUUGAAGCUGGUUUGUGUGUGUGAAGUGUGUGCACACUGUGUGGUGUGCUGAUGUAAAUAGUGGAAGUAAUUACUGAUAAACCUUGAAUUAUACUGUAUAUCAAAGUGUUACAAUCAAGAUAACUAUUUAUGGAACUAUUUAUUGAUUUAUUUAUUGCUUUAUAAGUUAUUGACGCAGUAGUGGCCUCUAACGAAGACAAAAAUCAGGUGAACUUACAUGACAGUUUACUGGUUUCAGAUUCAGCUGUAAUUGUUGGUGGCUUCAUCUCAUCUUCUCUGAUUAGGAGACCUCAUACAAGAGAACAUGCCUACUUUGUCCCAACGAAAAUGAAAUGUUGAGCUGCUCCAAUGGCUCAAUUAAAAGCUGAAUUUGAGCCUACUGCGGUGCAUGCAUGCACUCUGAGCACAUCCUCUUAUUGUAUAUAUAUAUAUAUAUAUGUGUGUGUGUGUGCACACUACAUGUACGUGUGUGUAAGAGUAAGUUCGGCCUUUAUGUUUUUGGUGUGUAAAUGAAAUUCAGUAUCAUUUACCUUUACACCUGCUGUAAAUGGUAAAUAAUAGGAUUUUAAUUUCCAUUUAUGUAGUUCUGUGGCCAGCGACAUGAAGCCUGGUUUAACAUCAUGAGAAAUUAGCAGCAGGUGAGGGGACUGAGUUUUUAAAGGUUCAGCCUAUUCUGAGCCAUGCUGGUAGCAAAAUAACUUCAGCAAUGGCUUCAUUUAAACUGUUUGCACUCUUUUAGUCCACUGAAAAAUUAGAAUGAAUGAAACCUGAAUUUAUGCUUACUUGGAUUCUUGGUCAGGUUUUGGUCAUCCUAAAUACUUAAACAGAAGGUGUCUGAACCUCAAACAAUGGUUCUUGAAGACGUUUGAGCUGUCUUCCUACAGGUUUUCUCAGCUCUGAGCCUCACACAACAGAUGAAGCGUCUACAUAAACAAAGAAAGUCUGUCUGUUGAGGCUGUUAGGAUUUUGGCUGUGCGGCAGUCAGACUGGGGACUUUUUUCAGAUUUUAUUUUGUAUGAAAUACAUUUAUUUUGCUCUGUAUUUAUCUUUAAAACUGUGUUGUAAACUGUGACGGUGUACAGUACAUUUGAGAAAUAAAAUUGAUUAUGUUGCCUCUAA
Molecule: messenger RNA, 4681 nt
Organism: Girardinichthys multiradiatus
Lineage: Eukaryota; Metazoa; Chordata; Actinopteri; Cyprinodontiformes; Goodeidae
Gene: epn1b
Product: epsin 1b
Exons: 11
Coding region: 262-3087 (941 amino acids)
Biological process (GO): endocytosis
Cellular component (GO): plasma membrane; clathrin vesicle coat; endosome
Molecular function (GO): phospholipid binding; clathrin binding
Source: RefSeq, a predicted model, not a curated record